AUGUGCAGCCUCAUUGCCAAAAAUUAUGAGUUUUACUCCUGGAUUCCUACUUAUAAUAUAUUCAAUUAUAUUUUUUAGGUUUUGGAUAAACUACAUAUCUCUUAGGCUAUUAUGUUUUGGUUGACUUUUUUAUAGAAUUAUGCUAUUAUUCUUAAAUUCUUAAAAAUUGUAUGA
This is a messenger RNA of Paramecium pentaurelia, 174 nucleotides long. The record is from the annotation of a GenBank genome assembly. Lineage: Eukaryota; Ciliophora; Oligohymenophorea; Peniculida; Parameciidae.